Messenger RNA from Cladophialophora bantiana CBS 173.52, 1251 nucleotides. RefSeq lists its product as uncharacterized. Bases 1 to 1251 code for a protein of 416 amino acids. NCBI's taxonomy places the organism in Eukaryota, Fungi, Ascomycota, Eurotiomycetes, Chaetothyriales, Herpotrichiellaceae. The record is from RefSeq and is a predicted model, not a curated record. The transcript is spliced from 2 exons.
AUGGACAGCAGCACGGAUGGAACAGCAAACAGGAAGACGCGUGCAACCACGGAAAUGAGCGUAGACAAGGACGCGGACGCAGCCUUAGGAAUGAGCAUGGGCAAGCACGCGGACAGGACGAGAGGAAAGAUCAACGACAAUCUGACCGAGCUUGCGGUCCUCGCGCUCCAAAGCCUCAAUGACGCUUCGAGCUCGAACACUGACGCGGUCCAGAUGAGGAGUGUGGAAACUGCUAGUAACGAAAUCACUUCCCAGCCGAUCAUUGUGCCGAGUGACCGCGAAGAGGAUCAUGGUGCGAACCGCCAUGACAAUUGCAAUGAGAAUAAAGACCCCAAUUCCCACCACGAGGCCAACGACCAAACCGCAAACAAGCGCAACGGGCAAUGUUACACCAUCAUCACGGAGGGGGGACAAGAACGGUUGAUCAUUGUGCUGAGUGACAGCGAGGAAGGUGAUGGUGAGAACCGCAAUGACAAUGGCAACGAGAAUGACAACCCUGACAAUGGUGACGAGGCUGCCAGAGACACGCCUCGAGAACCUGCCGCUAUGAGCGAUGGGCGGCAAAGCGUCGCCGUUAUCGAAGGCUGCGGGAGAGUUCGCCCCGAGAGAGCUGGUAGGGCCGCGAGAGAACAGGCCCCGAUGACGGCACGCCAGCGAAUCCGGGGGUUCAAGACACUGGAGGACAAAUCCGGGAUAGACAUCAUAACACGCCGGAGGGAGAGGGAAAGACAGGAGGACGCAAUAGAUGACGAGCAGGAAAGGAGGACGAGGUCAGAAGAACAGACCAGCCUAUACCGAUACUUCCAGCGCAAUCGGCGGCCGCUAGAGGAGCAACUGGUCGAGCUGAAAGAAUUUCUGGCGCAUCGCUGCAACCCCGCGGUCACCAACAGGAGGAUCAACAGCCCAAGCGCCUUACCGGGCAACCCCACCUUUGCACAGCUUCUGAUCUACUGGGACUUUUCCGGGGGGAGGCCAAGCCUUGAGGGGGCGACCAGACUUGAAGGAGAGGGAGAAUGGGAAUGGCAACGGCGCCCCGCGCUUGACUAUAUAUAUAGGAUGGGAGGGGAGUUAGCAAGUUUAUUUGUUUGUGGGUUUCAUUUGUUGGACGCAUUUCGGAGAACAACCGAACAAAAGACCACGGCGGGAGGCUGGCAUGGUUCGCAGACAUAUAAUAUAUUGCGUUGUCAUCAAAGAGUCUUGCUCGCCGCUGUCUGCAACUAUAGACCUAUGCAGACUGCAGGUUUUGUUUGA